GUCUUCUUUCAAAAGGCCCGGAAGCUUCCUUUCAAAUGGCCCGGAAGCUUCCUUUCAAAUAGCCCGGAAGCCUCGUUUUAAGUGACCUGGACCGCUCCUUUCAAGAAGCUUAGAAGCUUUAUUUUAAGAGGUCGAAAGUCUUUAUGCAAAAAGCUGGAAAGACGAGAUGUUUAAAAGAAGAGAAGACGACAAGACAAGAAGAUUAGAAGGUAAAACGAGAAAAGGGUAAGACGACAAAAAGGGAUGACGAGAAGAAGAGAAGGCGAGGAAAUGUAAAGAUGAGAAAGCGAGAAGAAGAGAAGAUGAGAAGACGAGGAGACGAAAGACGAGAAGAUGAGAAGACGACAAGACGAGAGGACGACAAGAUUGAAGACGCAAGACGAGAAAACGAGAAACCAAUAAGACGAGAAGACGAGAGGACGAAAAGACCAAAAGAUUAGAAGACGGAGACAGAGAGACAGAGUAGAGAUAAAAAGACAGGAAGACGAAAAAACGAGGAGAGGAUAAGACGGAAAGACGAAAAGCCGAGAAAACAUGAAGACAUGAAGAGGAGAAGACGCUAAGAGGAGAAGAUGACAAAACGAGAAGACUCGAAACCGAGAGGACGACAAGACGAGAAGCCGUAAAGACGAGAAAACGAAAAUAUGAGAAAACCGGAAGACGAGAAGACGACAAAACAAGAAGUCAAGAAAGCGAAAAGACGAGAAUACAAAACGCGAAAACCAGGAUACGUGAGAAGGCGAUCAUAUAAGAAGAUGAGAAGACGAGAAGACGAGAAGACUAGACGACGAGAAGACGAAAAUUUGAGAAGACGAGAAAGCAAUAAUGCGAGGAGACAAAAAAGCGACGAGAAAACGAAAAGACGAGAAGACGAUAAGACGAGAAAACAAGAAGACGAGAAAAGGAGAAGACGGGAAGACACGAAGGAAAGAAAACGAGAAUACGAGAAGAGAAGUUGAGAAGAUGAUAAUAUUGGAAGAGUAAAAGACAUAAAGACGAUACGAAUGGAGAUAGAACGAGAAGACGAAAAGACGAGAAGGCAAAAAAUAUAAGAAGACAAGAAGAUGAGAAAACGACAAGACGAGGAAACGAGAAGACGAGAAGAUAAAAACACGAGAAGACUGGAAGAAGAGAAGACGAGAAAUAAACACGAGAAGGUGAGAGAAUGAGAAGACAAGAAGUAAAGUAUGCAAAAAUACCAGUACUGUGACUGUUGUGGUUUUCAUGUCUUGAUUGCCAUUGCCAUCAUAGGAAUGUUUUGUGGGAACGAACUUGUAAAUCACUGAAAGAAUUUCCAAUAAUAAUAAAUCCUUCGAUUCGGGAUGGACUAAAAAAAAGUAACAUUCC
Messenger RNA from Armigeres subalbatus, 1347 nucleotides. RefSeq lists its product as uncharacterized. Lineage: Eukaryota; Metazoa; Arthropoda; Insecta; Diptera; Culicidae. The transcript is spliced from 2 exons. The record is from RefSeq and is a predicted model, not a curated record.